AUGGCGUCAAGCCACGGUUAUCCGAAGUGGCUUCUUAAUUCAAAGGAAGAUAUUACAAAAUCCAAGGUUUAUAUUAACCUGAUCAUUUUGAAUAUUAUUGUCAUAGACCUAGAUUGGCUUAUAUUUUUACCUAUAUUUUAAUUUAUUUGAAUACUUAAAUUUUACCUAUUUGUCAGGCCUAUUUAAUUUGCUAACUAACAGACUAACAAGACUAAGACUAAUACUAAUACUAAUACAAUUUACAAUACUAAUACUAGUAAUACUAAUAAUAAUAAGUAAAAGUUACUAAAAGUAAAAGCAAUGUCAAUGUUGAAUGACAAUACAUAAAAAAGAGACUCAUACAAAUAUUUACACUAGUCUCACUAGACAAUAAUCAACAGCUAAAAUCUAGAUUAUUACACCCUCAUUGUCUGCUGGUUAAAACGAUAAGUCUGUCACUUAGCAGAAGAAACGUAGCCAUCAGGAUGUAGUUGUUUUCAAUUUGAUCACAUACUUAUAAAAUUCACAUACUUAUUGAAUUAUGAUUACAUAAUGCAGUCACAGCAAACUGACUAAAUUCAAUUUUAAACUUACUGAGACUCAAAGCAAUGUAGGCUACAAAAUGAGAUUCACAAUUGGAAUGUUGAAUUUAAAUUAUUAUUGGCACUCCUCUGACUGCCGAUUCAAAAUUUCGAAUAGCAUACUUUUUGUUAGAAAGUGCCAUACAGCCCCAUUUAUUGGUGAUGUAAUUUUUUACAUCUACAGUUCUUAAUAAAUGGAGUACUCUUGUUUGUAAUAAUAUAAAAUAACCAAUGCCGUGGCCGGCAGCCUGCAAGCGCCAAAUUAUAUUGCAAAUAAUCAUUAAUAAUGUUUUGCCAGGAAACAUUCUGCAAACUUAUGACACAAGGCCAUAGACACUGUAUGACUCAUGACAGCAUGCAAGUCAGCAUGUUUUGUUUAGUAUGGCUUGCUGAACACUCUCUCAUAACUGUCAACGUCCCAUGUCUUACUUUUGUCAAAUGUGCUCAGUUCCUGUUGGUUACCCUUGAAAAUGCCACCCAUGAAAUUCGAGAUGCAGUAUAUGCAAACUGUGGGCUAAGCACACAGAGCAUUGUCAUGAUGAUAUUCUAUUGGGUUAUGAAGUGAAAUGCAAGGAUUUUAUACUUUUCAAAAGCAUUGAAAGUUAGGACACCAUUGUAAACUACAACAACUUUUUCUGAAUUGAGUGUCUCAGUUGGUUUUAAGUUCAGCAAGGUGGAACAUGCCAUGGCCUGUUUCCAAGUUUCUUGUGUGCUUUCCAGUGGUGAUUUAGCCACAAAAAAUACUUUAUUGGACAGUACUAUAAGUUGUUGAGUGAUAAUUAUCACAUUUGACCAUGUACAUGGACGACAUGGUAAAACAUUGAACUGUCGAAGUAACUGGUCAUUCGAUGUAUUCCAGGAAUCAGAGGAUUGCCAUAGUUUUCAGUUGGCCAAUUGUCAUUGUUAAAGGAAAAAAAAUACAGUCUACAAGAAAAAUGUAAACCCUAAUACUACAUCUUCUGUCAGAAUAUUUUAAUACUAAUUUUAAAAGAUAUCAGGAGAUUAUUUUAAAAAAAUUAUUAAUAUUAAGAAAUCAUAGCUGUAAGUAAUAUAAAGAAGCCAUAAAAACAACCAUUACAAAAUGGAAUGUAAAAUCACACUAAAUUCUGAAGGGUUGUUUCAAAUUUGAGUAUAUCAUUGAAGUUCCAAAGCUGCCAUUGGCCAUUGAAUUUCAGAUUUAACACUGCUUCUUUUUUACCUUUGAGCGAUUGUAGGGAAUGUCGUACAUAAUAGAAAACCAUUUACACUGGUGGCUUUUAGAGAUGUUAUUGAAAAUGCAGCAAAUCCAUUUGACACAGACACACACACAUAUAUAUGUAUUAGUUUCAUAAUGAUAUAAAAUUACAUUUUGUUGUGUUGUUUAUGAUUUCAAUGCAAGUAAUCAAUACCUAAAUAUAAACUUAUAUGGCCCAGAUUUAAUUUACAGAAGUGCUGUUUAAAUCUAAAAUAUACUAUUCAAAAUGUUAUUAGAAUAAUUAAUAUUAUUACUUAAAUUUUUUUUUUUUUACUAGCUUUUAUGGAAUCAUUUAAAAAGUGUUUGACACUAGGAUUAGGAUUUUGGCAUGGAUCUAUUGAAGCAGUUUAAUGAUUGUUAUAUGUAUUUUCUUGCUGUAGUUGCAAAGAGACAAAAUAAUAUUUCAUUGUUAUGUUUUUUCUUUUCUAAUUUAAUAUAGGAGUGGAACUCUUUUGUCCAUGACCUGCAUGAAGCGAUUCAACAACAACUUACUGAGAGUCAUGUGCAGUACUUUACUGAUCUCUCUGAGGCAGAGAAAAUGCUUUUUAUGCAAAGAGCUACCAAGGUCCUUGAAGGAGGUGUUUCAUUUUAUUGGGGAAUGUUGAUAAAUUUAAAAAAUUAAAAUUAUGCUUGAAGCAAAUGUUAACUACAAACUGACAAUUAAAUGUCAACAUUUUGAUAAGUUACAAAAAUAAUUUAGUAAAGACAAUUAAUUUUCAAUUUUUACCCUGUAAAAGAAAUUUUAAUAUUUAUUUUAAAAAAUUUAAAAAAAUGCGGACCCCAUUCUUAUAAUCCAUUGAAAGGAAGAAUUAAUCUUUAAAAAUUAUAAUUUGUUUGUACUUUUAGACUAUAUAUUUAAAUUAUAUUAUUUCUAAGAAAUUAAACACCAUAUUUAAAAAAAAUUAUGAUGAUCAUAACAAAAAUAGACAUUAAUUAAUAACUAUUUCAGGAUCAUCUUCCAAGAAUUUAUUCAACAGAGUUUCAUCAGUUAUGGACCAACAACUCAAUAGUCAAGUUGGUCACCAACUGCUUGAAGAGAACCCAACAGGUAUAUACCACAAAUAUCAGAUGCUCCACCUUUCAGCAUGUGCAGCAUUUGUCUGUAUAGAUGGGCUACUAUUUAGUUUGUUAUUCAGCUGCAGGAUUCUAAAAAAAUUUCAUGCUGAUUAAACGCCAUCCUUCAGAUAGUCCCACCAAAAACACUUUAAAGCUGUUUUUUUAAUCUUUGAUUAGCAUAUAACAUUCCAAUUGUUAGAUCUUUACUUUUUAUAUUGUUUAGUUUACAACUUAUCAUUUGUAUGUAGGGCUACUGCAUGUUAUUACAGGAAUUAAAUCUGUUCAAUGUUUGCACUCGUCUUACAGUUUGAAAAUAAAGGGGACAACAUUGAAGUUUUUUAAAAUUUAGUGAAAAAGGAUAAAUAAGUUAACUAUGAAAUAUAGAAUUUAAAAGCAUGUUCAUUUUUCAUUCAGACACAAGAUCGGACUUGGUGGUUGAGGCUGCUGAGGAAGGAGUUAUCAGUCUUUUAAAAAGAUGGCCCGAUCUGAAAAGUAAACUCCACAUUUGUUUUAACCAGCCGUUAGUUGAGCCCAUGAGGCAGCUGGCUUGGCAGCUCUAUCUCAGCAACCCUCGGAGUAAGUCUCAAAUAAUUUUUAAAUUGUGCCAGCUAAGAAUACAAACUCUUAGUACCAGUUAUAUAUCUUUAAGACAUUAAAAGCUGAAAUAAAGGGAUUGAUUGCAUGAUGAUUGCCCCUUUUUUUACUCUCUCAUCAUUAUGUUAUUGUUUCAGUUCGUAAAAUUUAUGUAGAUCUGUUAAAUGAGAAUCCUCGUGCGGCCAUUUCUCCAAUGGACAUUGAGAUUUCACAGAAAGUGGAGCAGAUGGUUUUAUCUGAACAAACAUUUGUUGACCUCAAAGGCUCAGUGGGUGAGUGAGUAAAACAAAAAUCCUACAAACAAACGGUGACUAAUACAUUCAUACAUCCCAGUGGGGCUGCAGCCCAUGUUGGGCUUUGCCCUGCCUCACCACUUCCUUCCACUCUGACCUAACUGAUGCGUUUCUUUUCCAUGAUGCUUUGAUUCCCAGCUGCUGUAGAUCUUUUCCCACAUCAUCCAUCCAUCUAAGCCUAGGUCUGCCUUUGAGCCAUUUUCCUCAGGGGUUUUGGUGGUGCACCCUCUUCACUCCUCUGUCAUUUGGCAUUCUUUCUAAGUGUCCUGCCCAGCAUAGCCUACCCUUUUUUAUUUCUGCUACUUGUGUGGGAUUCAGGUUUAGUCUAUACAAUUCAUAUUCAUCCUGACUAUUACAUUAGAGUGGCUGAAGGGUUGCAAGGGGAAAAAAAAGGUUAAUUGAUUGGUACUAAUAAGCUCCUAUGUUUAUUCCAAACAAGACUUAUAGGAGCUUGUUUGUGAGGUCUUUUUAAAAUCUGGAUUCAUUGAUUUUAGAUUUUUCUUCUGGGUCCCACGUAACCUUAUUAUCUUUAUCCAAAAACUUCAUUCUAUAAAAGUCUUGUGAAGAUAUAAUCUAUGAUGUUGACAUGUUUCAGGUCAUUUCUAUGCCAUGAAAGCAACACUGUCCUAUCACCAUGCCAGGCAGCAAGCAAACAGCAGACUCAAGGAUAUUGACUAUUUUCUGGUGGUACCUUUUGUUGUUGUUGCCAGCAACAGCUUAUCCAGGUAUUUUACACCAGAUCUCUUUUCUUUCUGUAUGUACAUCAGCUGAUUCCAUAUCCACCUGGUACUAAGAGAAUUUUACACACAACUAGCAUUAUAAUUAUUUUUAAUAUAUAUUAAAUAAAUACUACAAAUUAAAUCUCAUUGAAGUUAUGAAAGAAAAGUCAGUACCAUUAAGUGUACAUUUUUAUUUAUAAACAACCCAAGAAAAGGCUCAUGAUUAUGUCUUUAAAACUACAAAAAUAGCUUUAAGAGAACAGUUUUCACCCAGCAUGUAGGUAGCUGUUCCAAAGGGAGAAGAGUUAUGAAACCUUCAUAUUGAACAUUUCAUCAAUAUUUUAUGUCAUUUUUGCUCAAACUUUAAUAAAUGCACUGAAGUUAAAAAAAAAAAAAAAAGAUUUCAUAUUGUCUUUACUCAGACGAGAACCAGCACCAGGAAAAGUUGUGGCCCAACUGGUUGAAGAAUAUUUGACCUACAUGAGCACAAGGCCAGGAUUUGUUGUAGACUCAGGAUCUCCGGUAAAUUUUGUCACAUGAACCUUAGUUAAUUGUUGCAUACAAUUAAACAUUAUUUUUAAGCUUGCAGAGCACCUUGACAUUUUGUUUUAAAAAAAUAAUAAAAGCUUAAAAAAUUGUUUUCAUGUCCAGUACUUUUGUCGAGCAAUUUUAUAAAGUGGUAUGUAAUGAGGGCUCAAGCUUUCAUUGAAAUCUAAGAAUUUGAAUUGUUUAAAAUAUCAAACUGAUUGACAAAUAGAAAUUUCUAUGAAUAAAAAUAGUUUAUCACCAAUUUACUAAGGAAAAUAUUUUUGACUGCAUGGGGGCUUAAGAAUGAUAGUAAAGAUGUAACAAAUUCAAAGUUAGGCAAUGUAACAUAUGAUUUUAAAAUAAAAAAACUUUCAUACACACAGCAGCAGAGUAACUUCAGACAUGUAGAAUUGUUUUUAAAAUGGUGUCACAACCUCACUUAUUUUCUGAGAAACAAAAUACAGCAAAAAAAAUAAAUAAAUCUAGUGUGUGGGUGUGAGAGGAAAUGGAUAGCAAUAGAGGUGGAUGCAGCAGUGAAUAAUUCCAUGAUUGAACUAAUCCCUCAUCAGCUCCACAAUGAAGAGAUGAAAGGUUUUGUGGGCAAAGUGGCUGCUGUUUUAGAGAAGCAUUAUCCCGAUGUGUCAUCUGUGGUUGCCAAAACUUACGUCCCGGCCAGAGGUAGCACUGUCAACAUUUUCAAAUCAUGAGAUGGCAUUUAUUUAUUUAUUUUUUAAAGUGGCCUUUUUAAAUAUCUUUAGUACGGUAAUGAUCUAAACAACAGUUGAAAAUAAAUUGACGUAAAUUAAAAUGUGCAUUUUGAAUUUAAUAAUGGUUUAUCUUGUCAAGUUGUAGGGCUAGAAGUAAUUGUAUUCAUGAUUUUAAAAUGAUAUAAAAACUUUAAGAUGAUAUAAAUAAAGGUGGGUUAAUCUAUUUCCCCACAUUAUUAAAUCCCAUUUAACAUUGGAAAAUUCUAUUCUUUUCUUAGAAAAAAUUGUCACUACUGAAAAAGGGUCAAGAGCUUUGUUGUUGGAAGGCUUGCAAGAAUUAAUCAGGCCAAUGGUUAGAACGAUGUUGAUAGGUGAGGAAUGGAUUGGACUUCUCUGCUCUUUUUGUUAAUAUGUUGCCUUUUACAUUAUUAUGACGUCAUUAAACUCAGUAGCCCUUUAAAUUUAAAAUUACAACAAAAGGAGAAAAAAAAAAUAAAUAAAAAGAAGUAAUAAUUCUAUAUUCAUGAAAAUAAUAUUUAAAUACAUUGUGAAUUUUUUUUUUUUUUACAGUAGUAUUCAAUUACCUCUGUGAAUAAUUUCUAUCAUUCUACAAUGUGCAUUCUCUAAAACUCAAAGUUGACUCAAACUCAGCGCACUCAAAAAGUAAGACUUCUUAAGCUCAACAGACUCCUAAGUGUCUUUUCAAUUUUCUUUACUCCUCCAGGUUAUUUGAAUUUCGAGACAUUGUUGUAUGUCUGGGACCAGUACAUAAUAGGGCUUGAUGUCCCAGGAUUCAGUGCUGAGUGGCUGUCUGUUGUCAUAGCAACUCUUCUGGGCUUAGAGCAUGAUAAGCUUAAAGAAUGCCAAUCUGUAAGUAUUUCCUUAAGUGUUCCACCAGGGCCCAAACUGGGAGUGUUCCCUCAUACUAUAAGUUUUCCCCAAGACUAUGAGUGUUCCCCAAGACUAUGAGUGUUCCCCCAGACUGUGAGUGUUCCCCAAGACUAUGAGUGUUCCCUCAGACUAUGAGUGUUCCCCCAGGCUGUGAGUGUUCCCCCACAUUAUGAGCAUUCCCUCAGACUAUGAGUGUUCCCCAAGACUAUUAGUGUUCCCUCAGACUAUGAGUUUUCUCCAAGACUAUGAGUGUUCCCUCAGACUAUGAAUGUUCACCAAGACUAUGAGUGUUCCCCGAUACUAUGAGUGUUCCCUCAGACUAUGAGUGUACCCCAAGACUAUGAGUGUUCCCUCAGACUAUGAGUGUUCCCCAAGACUAUGAGUGUUCCCUCAGACUAUGAGUGUUCCCCCAGACUGUGAAUGUUCCCCCACACUAUGAGCGUUCCCUCAGACUAUGAGUGUUCCCCAAGACUAUGAGUGUUCCCUCAGACUAUGAGUUUUCCCCAAGACUAUGAGUGUUCCCUCAGACUAUGAGUGUUCACUAAGACUAUGAGUGUUCCCCGAGACUAUGAGUGUUCCCCCACACUAUGAGCGUUCCUCCAGACUUUUUUGAUAUCUGUAUUUAUUUCUGUAAUAUCAUAUGUAUAUUUUGUUAAUAUGUACCAUUUUGAGCUUCAGAAGAAUGUAUUAUUUUUCACUUAAUCAGUUCUAAAUACAACAUAUUUUAUUAUUAUGAAUCGUUUACGCUUAUUUGAAAUCUAUCUCAUCUUUACAACCCAUAAAAAAAAGAGAGAAAGAAAGUGAAUCUUUUGAUCAAAACUAUGUCUUAAAAUAACAAAUAAGUCACUUGUUGAAAAUUGAUUUUUAAAAAAAAUAGUAAAAAGUAUUGUCAAGAAUGACUUCCUGUGCUCUACAUUCCCACCAUACCCCAAGAGUUACAUCCCUUGUUUAGAGACUUGUUUCCAUUGUUACUGUCUUGGACUUUUUUUUUUUUUACAAAUGUUUUUUUUUUAAUUAAAAAAAAAAUUAAAUUAAUAAAUUCAACCCAGCUUUCACAUAAGAGUUACAAACCCAAAUGAUGGCAUUCCAUUCAAGCAUGGCUUUUCAAAAUCUUUUCCAAAUAUUUUUUUUUUUUUACAAAUGUUUUUUUUUUAAUUAAAAAAAAAAUUAAAUUAAUAAAUUCAACCCAGCUGUCACAUAAGAGUUACAAACCCAAAUGAUGGCAUUCCAUUCAAGCAUGGCUUUUCAAAAUCUUUGCCAAAUUCUUAUUGUUUCAAUAUGCAAUCAUCAGCCCCUGGCCAUGGAAACAGUACUGAACAGAGAAAGUCCUCUUUUGACCAUCCAACAGUUUCAGUAUCAGGUGAGUUUAUAUUUUUACUUCUUCCAUGAUGUGGGCAUGUGUUACAUUUCUUCUUCAAAAACCAACACCCAAGUGAUGAAGUUAGUUUGACCCAAAAAAACAAGAUGACAGGUUUUUUCCUCCAAAAGCCUAACACCUUGCCUGAAUGAAGGUGUAUGCAUAGGUUUGGACAUUUACUAUUCAUUUACAUUACAAAAAUGCUUUGACAUACAACUAUGCUUAAUAAUAAAAUAACCUGCUUUAGGUGAAGCGUCAUCAUUACAGAGAACUUUUUGCAAUGCUAACAGCUGAUCAGAAAUCUGCCAUGCCAGUCCUUGAUCCAACACAGUGUAAGUCUCUUCAUAGUACAUUAUUUUUAAGCUUUUUAAUUGAAAAAAAUAAACUAAUUUCUACUUUUAAGAUCUAUUUAAUUUUUAAAAAAUAAAUUAUAGUUGGUGUUUGAAAAUAUAGCACUGUUGCGGCGAUGUAAUCCUAAGUAAGGCUACCUGUCAUGUGGGACAUCAUGACUUGGUUCUGCACCUUCGCACUCAUUCUUUUCCCCCACUUAUAUUUCUCUUAAUUAAUUGCUUAUCACUGGAUGCUAGGCCAAAUAAUAAAACUUGAAGAAGUAUUUUAAUACUUACUUAAUAAUCUGUAUUUCAUUCAUUCUUUUUAUUGUUUGCCUUUAGCUCUCCAUCCUCCUUGGAGACAUUGGUACAAUGAUCAGAUCCCUCCUUACACUAAACCUCAAGACAGACGGAAAGCUAGGGAGGAGAGGGAGGCAGAGAGGGAGAGGUGAGUUUAAAAUAAUGUUUUCUUGGUAACAUUACAAUUAAUGAUGAAUAUGAAAUAAAGGGAUCCUAGUUUUAAUAAUUAAUUUAUUUUCAGUAUAAAGAAAAUUAUAUUUUUUUUUCUUAAAAGUGGUUGUCUUAAAAUAUUUUAUUUUCUGGAACUGCUAUUCGCACUCUUAUUUUUACUCAUAGUAUUGAGAUAUAGUCCAAAUAUUAUUGGUUCAUUUUCUUAAAUUUAAAAGGCUAAAUUUUAAUUUGAAUAAAAAGUCUUAAAAUUUAAAAAAAAAAAAAUUUAAGCAUUGUUAACAUCCAUCUCAAAACUUUAAAACUCCUUACAUUCUUUACAUUGCUUGCAGACUUUUACAGCAGCAGAGAGAUGCUGAAAGAAUGAAGAAAGAAGGAGAGCUCAGAGACAGAAAGUGAGUCAGCUGACUUUAACAGAUAAACAAGCUCAUAAAAACAAUAAACAAAAGACGAUCAAUAAUGAUUAUUUAUAUAAUGAUGCACAUUUUCUUUAAUUUUUCAAACUAUAAGUAAAAUUUUUAAAAACUAAAACAGAAAGUGUUUUAAUUAUUAAUGUAAAAAAAUAAGGAAACAAUCCAUGGAAUGACAUAGACACAAGAGUUUCAGGUAAACAAUAUUUGUGUUUCCUCAGGACAACAGAAGGGGAGACAAUGAAGAUGGCAGCUGCUGAAAGAGCUCGUUUGGACAGGGAAAAGAUUGACCUAGAAUACCAACUCCAGGAGGUUAGUUUUUGAGGAAUAAUUGAGAUUAUCUCUAGGCCUGUAGUUCAUUCGAUUGCAGGUGUUGAAAGGCCUAAGUAGCUUUGAAUUUUUCACUUGAAUUAUACAUAUGACUUUAACUUAGUUCAUUUUAUCAUUAUGUCAGAAAGCCAAAAGAAAUUUGAUACUAAAUGAAUGUGCACAACUAGUUAAUCACUUUUGUAUGUCACUUUUAAUUGAUUGAUUUUAAUCAAUUUUAAUUUGUCUUCUUUUUCUCCCUUUACCCUCUUCAGGCUGAUGAUCAUGGCAAGGAGUAAUUCCUCCUAGUUAAACAUUAUUUUUGGCUAAUUCUAAUUUUCUUAAAAAUUGCUUUUCAAAAUAUUUUGUGCAAAAUUACGUUGUAAUUUCUUCUUCUAGGAGAAAAGGAGAAGAUUAGAUGCAGAGAAGAGGGCAAAAGAGGAAAUUGAACAACUGAGAAGAGAACUGGAUGCAUUGAGGAAGCCGGUAAGUUUAGUUGUGUUUCUCAUACAUCAUGCAAUGCCUGUGUUUAUUUAGUGAUUGUUUGACCAGUGUUGAGUACUAAAUUGAUCCUCAUACACAUUGCCUGUGUUUAUUUAGUGAUUGUUUGACCAGUGUUGAGUACUAACUUGAUCCUCAUACACAUUGCCUGUUUUUAUUUAGUGAUUGUCUGACCAGUGUUGAGUACUAAUUUGAUCCUCAUACAGAUUGCCUGUGUUUGUUUAGUGAUUGUUUGACCAGUGUUAAGUACUAACUUGAUCCUCAUACACAUUGCCUGUAUUUAUUUAGUGAUUGUUUGAUGUUUUCAGAAGUCUCCAAAUCCAUCUCUGAUGAGCACAAGUUCCUAUGUGAGGUAGGGAGUCAAGAGUUGUACUUGUUCUUUCUCUUGGCCUUUUCAAAUGUCAUUUUCAUGUACCAGGUACAGCAUGUGUUAUCUGCAAAAUGGCUUUCAAAUUUUUUGGGUGUUAGUAAGAUGUAUGAAUGUACUGUGAAGAAAACUUAAGCUUAAUUAAUAUAAACAUAUAAUUUUGACCAUUCAAAAAUCCCUGUAGAAGUAGUGGAACAAAUCAGGUCAUGCAUCGCCUGUUACUUUGUUAUGAAGUGACAUCUUUUUUUCUGUUCAUCAAUAAUUUUAUAGUGUUAAGGUUUUAAAUAUAGACUUUUAAUAAAUUUCAAUAAUUAAACAAAUGGAAGUUUUAAAAAAAAAAAGAAAAAAAGAAAAAUAAUUCAAACUUCUUUGCUUUCAUUUCUUUCACUGCCAUGUCACUCUGUCACUGCCAUGUCACUCUGUCACUGCCAUGUCACUCAGUCACUGCCAUGUUACUCUUUUGUCACUCAGUAGCAAUUUCAUGUCACUGCUUUGUCACUACUAUGUAGCAAUUUCAUGACACUAUUUUGUUGCUGUUAUGUCAUUAUAGUACACUUUCAUAUCAUUAUUGUUUCACUGUUAUGUCACUGUUGUGUCACUGUUGUGUCACUGUUGUGUCACUGUCAUGUCACUGCCAUCUCACUGUCAUGUCACUGUCAUGUCACUGUUAUGUUGUAUCAAUCAACAGCCGUAUGCUGAUUCCUCCCCCUCCCACACCUGACUCACAAUAUGGCCUGCCACCGAUAGCAGAGUCCCCAUCGCACAGCCCCGCCCAGGCAGAGGAAGUCAUAUUUGAUUUUCUCAGAAAGAUUCGCAAGAGUAUGGAUAAAAGUGGGUUUUUAUUUGUUUUUUUUACAAUCUACUUAAAAGGCAAUCCCUUUUUUAAUAAAGUGAAAGACUAAAAUAUCGUUUCUGUCUUAAUUUAAAAUCUGUUGGAUAACUUUAGUUUGCUGUAAAAAGAAUAUUCUCUGAAAUUAUUAUACAAUCCUAAAUUAUCUUUAUUCUAAUUGAUAUGAAGUUUUAUUAUCAUUUAGUCUUCAUACCAAGGUUGAGUUAAAUGAAUUAUUAUAAAUUUUAUGCUAGCUUGUAAGUUUGUGGUUAACGGAAAUUAGUAGGAAAAUAAUUUGUUUACAAACCAGUUCCCAAAGGAAGUUUGUUAAAAUGAAAAUUGUUAGAAAUUAAAUUUGCCCCAAACAGAACUUUUUUUUUGGGGCCUUAUACGUUUCUUCAUAUAAAUUGAUUUUGAACGAAUUGGUUUUGCAUUUAUCAUCGGUUGAUGAUCUUUCAUUGCUGUUAAUUUUUUUGUUUGUUAAUAUGUCAGUUGCCAAUGGAGAAGGACAAGAGGCAGAACACUUAAAUAAAGAAACAGAGAAAUACAUUUACAACAAUGUGCAGGACAUCAAGAGGGCCCAGGCGAGUAUUUCCAGGAAGCAACCUACUGUUUAUUAGCAUAUUUACCUUCAUCAUUCAAUCUCCUUUAAAAGGGCAAUAGAUUUAUUCAAAUGUUUCCCAUCUAAAGUUUCAGUUGACAGUGUUUCAGAAAAUCACAUCUCAGAUUUGUGUAAAGGCGAUGAUACAGAAUAGUGGUGUUUUUUUUAAGCAUAAUUUAAAAAAUAACAAUGUCAAAGAGAUGUUUUUAAACUUUCAACUGUGAUUCCAAAUCAAAAUGGUUGUGUAAGAAAAAUAAGUGAUAGUCCAAAGUCAUGGGAGAAAUGUCAACAGUUCUCACUCUAUUUAAAAUGUUUAGCGGCCAUUGGUCACAACUGUUUUGGGAUGUUAUGCUUCCAGUCACAGCUAGUGCAUUAAACUAGUGCAUUGAACUAGUGCAUUUAGCCAGUGCCUUCAAAUUACCCAGUAAAUUAAACAUGUAACAAACGCUAGGCAAGUAACAUGACACCUUACAAAAAUUACCUGUGGUCUCACUCUGCUUUCACUGGCGUGUAGUUAUUUUUACCUGUGCCUACCUGUAUUUCAGAUUGAAGUGUUUGGCCACAGAUUACAGCCUGGUGAGUUUGAGAGGAUGGACGCCCAUAAACAGAAGAAAGCCAGCGACCAGAUCAUGGAACUUAUACAAAAAUGGAGGGAAGACAGGCGGGCGAGGGAGCUUAGGAAAGUGAUGUAACAGAUUUAAUCAUUACGGUCAAAUUUAGUUGUAUUAUUUUUAUGUUCAAAAUAUUUAUUUGUAAUUUAUAAUUUUUACAAUUACCGUAUAUACUCGCAUAUAAGCCUACAUCGCAUAUAAGCCGACCCCCUAAAACUGCUUUAAAAUGGCCAGUUUUUGCAAAAACCCGCAUAUAAUCUGACCAUAAAAUUGUCUAAUUUUACUCCAUAUUUUUGGUUCAUAGAAAUGUGUUACUGUAAAGAUGUAAGAUGCUUACUUUAAUGUUACAUACCAGUUUGUUUACCUUUCGGAAUGACACAAAAACGUGUUCUGCUCUUUCCACAUUGUUUGCUAUAAUAAUAUCUGAACCUCCGC
Lymnaea stagnalis (great pond snail) is the source of this 12796-nucleotide messenger RNA. The record is from the annotation of a GenBank genome assembly. NCBI's taxonomy places the organism in Eukaryota, Metazoa, Mollusca, Gastropoda, Lymnaeidae.